Aspergillus ochraceoroseus IBT 24754 is the source of this 1785-nucleotide messenger RNA. RefSeq lists its product as uncharacterized. The transcript has 4 exons. The record is from RefSeq and is a predicted model, not a curated record. The coding region runs from base 1 to 1785 and encodes 594 amino acids. NCBI's taxonomy places the organism in Eukaryota, Fungi, Ascomycota, Eurotiomycetes, Eurotiales, Aspergillaceae.
AUGGCCAGUGGCCUGGCAGCAGCGGAAGCUGAAAACCACGACGAUUUACUAUCUUUUGUCACACUCCCCAAUGUACGAGCGUUAAAGUUCGACGUCGCCUACCGUGACCGCGAGAGGGUAGCUCCUGGCUACUGGUUUGUCGCACCGUACGGCGUGAUUGAUCCCGAGGUCCCGACGCACCAGUGGAAACCGUGCCAGGUUGGCCCAUACAUCUACGAUGCAGAUGGAGGCCUUGUUUGGGCUGGGUCUUGCAUGUUUGACAACCGGAAUAUAUUCGACUUCAAAGCGGCCAACAACAUUGAUGACCAACCGCACCUUUCGUUCAUCUUACAGCGGGCUUUCAACGACGAUGGCUCGGACAAGGGCUAUGGUUACGUGCUGGAUCAGCACUACCAGGAGGAGUACAAGGUGCCCGUGGUCAACGACCUCGGGUCUUUCAACAUGCAUGAGUUUAAUGUUCUGGACGGUGGAAAGUCGGCUCUGGCUUGUCUGUACCGGUCUGAGGAAACCGACCUGUCUACGAUCGGCCGGCCAGACGAACGCAGCUGGAUCGUCGCGGGCGGUCUCCUUGAGCUGGAUACGCAGACUGGCGAGGUGCUUUUCGAAUGGAGCUCGUACCAGCAAGUCCAGGUCGACGAGUCUGUCAAGGUGUAUCCCGACUCUCGGCCGUCGGAUAGGCCUGGGUGGGAUUAUGUCCACGUCAACUCGGCCGACAAGAACGCGGUGGGCGACUACCUUUUGUCCGCGCGAUUCGCCAGCACAAUCUACUACAUUUCCGGGCAAGACGGGAGCAUUGUGUGGCGGCUGGGCGGGAAGCGCUCCGACUUUGCGCUGGAUUUCACGUUCUCGAAGCAGCACCACGCGCGGUUUGUGGAGUCGAACGGAACGCACCACCUGAUAUCGUUUCUGAACAACGCCUCGGACGAGGCGGAGCAGGAGGAGAACGUGUCCUCGGCGCUCUUCGUGCAAAUCGAUACGACGGCCACGCCGAUGACGGCGACGCUGGUCAAGCGCAUCGAGCGGCCGGACGGAGGUCUCACGCGGCUGCGGGGGAACGUGCAGAGCCUGGGCAACGGCAACACCUUUGUUGGCUGGAGCGAGUGGGGGUACCAGAGCGAACACGACGCCGACGGAGAGUUGCUGAUGGAAGCCAAGUUUGGAUCGACGCGGUUUUCCUCGUACCGGUCGUACAAGUUUCCAUUUGUCGGGCGUCCGGCCACGCCGCCGGACGUGGUUGCGUCUGUCUACGGGACCGACGCGACGGAUCUGAGCACGAUUUUCCACGUCAGCUGGAACGGGGCGACGGACAUUGCAGGGUGGAGGUUCUACGCGCGGUCGUCGGCGGACGGAGUUCCGGUGCUGAUCGGCAACACGACCAAGCGCAGUUUCGAGACGAUGUUCAUUGCGGAUGGAUAUGUGGACUGGGUGUCGGUGCAGGCGGUAGACCAGGACGAGCAGGUGCUGGGGGAGUCGGAGGUGCACCGUACGCAGACGCCGGAUGACUGGGGACAGGCGGGGUUCCAGGGGACGGAGCCGAAGCCAGAGGAGCCGUAUUGGAGGGGGGAGGAGGAGGAGGAGGAGGAGGAGGAGGAGGAAGGGCGGGCGGAGCGUCAAGUGCUCAAGGCCGCUCGCCCCUAUUCCACCACGUCUCGCUCGCAGUACAGCCGGUCGCAGUUCAAGGUGCUCCCAUUCGUGACGAUACUAUUGAUCGGGACAGGAUCGUAUAUGUUUCUAGUGAAAUCACGAACAGGACAGCAGCGUGCCACCACCACUACCAACCAAUAA